UUUGCCAUGUUUUUAUCUUAAAGUCUCACUAAUCUAAUGCAUUCUUCGACUUAAAGUUUAGACAUAUAUUUAAUAUAGCUAUGAUUCACGUAUUUUUUUUUCUUGUGUACAAUUUUAAAAGUUAGACAUAAGUUGAAGUAAAUCAAGUUUUAUUAAAAUUCAAACAAUAUUUGUGAAUUUUGAUACCUUUCGCCUCGGUUUAUUCGUUUGAAUUUUUAAUUUGUUAUAAAAUAUUUUUAUGAUGUAGAAUAAUUACAUAUUUUGUGUUGGGUUGGGUUUUUACUUAAAAAUAUCGCCAACCCGACCCAACCCAAUUAAAAACAAACCGUAGGAUUUAGAUUUUUUUGUGUGGGUUUGGGUUUAAUAUUUUCCCAACCGUAGUGCAUGGGUCGAGUGAUUAAAAUGCCUAAACCCGGACCACCCGACCCAUGUACACCCCUAGCCGUAGCUGUGCAGCCUGUGCUGUGCUGUCUGUUUCCUGCCUUUCUCUUCUGUUGGCUUCUCCCUCUCCCUUCUCUCUCUUCAAACCACAUCUCCACAUUCCGCCAUUUCACUCCGUAAGUUCUCUCUUCCUGGCUCGCGCGCUCUUACUGCAAAGGCCUCACCCUUUCUUUUUUCUUGCCAUUUUGUUUUGCAUUUCCUGUUCUUCACCUCCUCUCCUUCGUCCGCUUCAAUUCAUCCAGACAUUGCCUGCAACCCUUUUUCCCAUGUUUUUUUUUUCAAUUUCCUCUUCUAGCUGGGUAAUGGGAGGGAGGGCCUCUUCCUACCAAUUUCAUGUGUUUGAUAGGCUAGGUCCCCUGAAAGGAAGCUGAUUUAUUACUCAAGCAUCAUUUGGAGACUGCAAGGCUGCUGCUAACAAAGCUAGAUUUGCGAAUCCCAAUUCCCCCAAUCCCUCACCAGUUCUUCGUUCGUUUCCCUCGUUUUCUUUUAUUUUCUACUCUCACUUUCCCUUUUAUCUCCUUAAUUUAAAGUUCCUGCCUUAGGUUUCAACUGUUCCCGCGAUAAUUUUCCUUGUUAUUCGCUGCUUGACCGCUUCUCUCUCUCCCUACCAGCUUCCGCGGGAGCUUCAGUUUGUGCUUUCUUCUUCCUUCAAGUUUCGAGAUCUGUGAAUUAUGCUUCCUAAUUUGUCUUCUAUGCCCUUCACUCACAAUCUUUCCCCCCUUUACUCAUACAGGUAACAAACCAAGCAAGCAGACUAACGGGAAAAGAAAGCCCCACUUCUGGAAGUUCAACUACUGCUAAUUUACAUUGGUUUUAUGCGAUGCCAUUCUACCUCGCUGCCAAGGCUUUCAUUUGAAGCAUAGGGAAUGAUUGCCAUUAUACUUCGCUGCCAAGGCUUUCAUUUGAAGCACAGGGAAUGAUUUGAAAAGCAAUCCUAUCGUCUUGCGCUUUGCCCCCAUGCUUUCUCGUCAUAGUGAGAUGCUUUGAAUUCUGCCAAGUUAGUUCCACAAAGCUUGGGGGAGAACAAUUUUGUUUUUAAAUGAUUGAACAGUUCAUCAAUUUUGUCAUACGCCCUCCCAGGGCGGAUUAUAACCCAGAUCAAUAUUUAUGGGAAAAAGAUUUUACUCUUGCUGGCAAAGCCUACAAACGGCAAGACUUGGAGCUUACCAAUGCAAGGGGUCAUACUUUACGGUGUAGCCAUUAUGUGCCAUCACCUUUUCCUGAUGAUACUCCCCUUCCUUGUGUUAUUUACUGCCAUGGAAACAGUGGAUGUAGGGCAGACGCAAAUGAGGCUGCUGUCAUUCUUCUCCCUUCAAAUAUUACUGUUUUCACUUUGGACUUCUCCGGCUCCGGCUUGUCUGAUGGCGACUAUGUUAGCCUUGGUUGGCACGAGAAAGAUGAUCUGAAAGUUGUAGUUUCUCAUCUAAGAAGCAAUAAGAAAAUAUCAUGCAUUGGUCUUUGGGGUCGAUCGAUGGGUGCAGUUACAAGCAUGCUUUAUGGAGCAGAAGACCCAUCAAUAGCUGGAAUGGUGCUGGACAGUGCCUUUUCGAAUUUAUUUGAUCUAAUGAUGGAACUCGUGGAUGUCUAUAAAAUUCGGCUUCCAAAGUUCACCGUUAAGAUGGCAGUGCAAUACAUGCGGAGGGUGAUUCAGAAGAAAGCAAAAUUUGACAUUAUGGAUCUCAAUACUCUAAAGGUUGCUCCUAAAACAUUCAUUCCUGCUUUAUUUGGUCAUGCCAGUGAUGACAAAUUCAUACAGUCCCAUCAUUCUGACAUAAUCUUCAAGUCGUUUGCUGGUGACAAAAAUAUGAUAAAGUUCAAUGGUGAUCACAAUUCCUCACGGCCACAGUUCUAUUAUGAUUCGGUUUCCAUAUUCUUCUUCAAUAUCCUUCAUCCUCCUCAAAUUACUACUUCCUCAAGGAAGCUUGAGAAAUAUUAUAAUCUCUCAGACUUGAAGCUUGGUGCUGGCCUGGAUGAGAGUCUUCUGUAUGAGAUAAUCACAGGCAUUCGUUCUGCCUGUACUGAUGCUGCAAGUUCAUCUUCUGCUCCUGCCAACAUCCCACCAUCAAAACCUGUUUCUGAACUUCUUUCUGAAGUCGCUCCUGCCACUAAUUCAACAACACCGGUAGUCGACAAAACAAAUGAUAAGGCCAGCUGCAUAGACCCAUUGUAUUUGCAGGAUAAGGCAACUGAUCAGAGCGAAGAAUGCUGCUCCUAUACUAGUUCAAAUCGGGAGAGUUGGGGUAGAUGCUCAUCUCUUGGUGGUAGUGAUGACGAAGAAUCUUCAGCCAAACGUAGAACUAUAGAUAGCAGUCAUGAGAGUACUCUGAGUCUGAGGGCCUUUGCCACGCCUCUACGGAAGAUACGAAGGAAGCCAGCAGCAGCUGGUGCUGCUGCAGCUGCAGUUCCUCAGAAAGAGCAGAAGAAAAAGAAGAAAUCUCCAAAGAAGAAGCAGAAGGGCGAGAAGCUUGAAAAGCUUGAAGCUUUGAGCAAACGGCUACGCCAUUGUAUACUAAGAAGAGUAAAUCAUCAGAGACAUUGUUCUUCCUGAGUCGAUCAACUGCUUUUAUCAAUUUAUGUUACCUUGUCCAUAUCCAUUACUUGUGUUUAUGAUCCCUCAAUCUCUUUCAAAUUCAACACCAUCCUUUUGCUAGUCUGAGGGUAACUGUAAGCAUUGAUUGAUUGAUGCAAAUAUUAUUGAUUCUGUCUGUACUGGUACAACAAAUGCAAUACUGCCAUUCAUUCUCAUAUUGGACCAUCAUCAGUUGAAUUUUGUAGUCAUUCUGUUUUCCCUUUUGACGUUAAUGAAGGCAUUUCCUCGAU
Linum trigynum is the source of this 3261-nucleotide messenger RNA. NCBI's taxonomy places the organism in Eukaryota, Viridiplantae, Streptophyta, Magnoliopsida, Malpighiales, Linaceae. The record is from the annotation of a GenBank genome assembly.